AUUUGUCCUGUUCUGUUUUGAGGAGGACGUACAUGGACCAGGGACAGUCCGUUUGACCACCAGGUUUUGUCUGAGCUCCACUACAACAUUCUGUGAGUCAUCCAGACCACUAGACAGCGAUGUUUCCAUAAUCCAUAACCCUGCUGGAUAAAUACUCCUUUUUGUCGUCUAUAAUUCACUUUGACCUUUUUGACGAACUACUGUCCUUGGGCAACGUGAGUUUUCUUGCUGUGAAGAGAAGCCUACCUACGUAUGCGGCACCUUUCAAUUUAUUUAAGUGUUCCAAGGCUCAAUAAAUAACUACGGUAAAAGUGUUCAUCCGUGGGUUUUUGUACAUCUGUCAAGCCGGUUCGUCAUAUUGAAAUCGGAGCAUUGCGCAGUUCCAGGUUUGAUAAUAUGUCUGGGAACUGUAGGUCCUUGUUGUUUGCCUUACGUCUCUCUGUGGUGGGGAGACAGGUCUCCAGGAGCUUAUUGUCGCAGAGUAGUGUCGCAGGGACCGUAACAGUAGCGGAGAGAUGUGGCCGUCCGCGGUACCAUCACCACUGGACCGCCGCACUGAAACCCCGGCAUCACAGGCUCUCCGCACUGCAGUCCCACCUCGGCCUACACUCUGAGUCAGGAGCCCCCUUCAAAGAGGAUGAUUACCCUCCUCUACCAGACUACAACUCUGACCCAGGGCCAGAGAAGAAGGAGGUGUUUAUCAUCAGAGCUAAAGGACUUCCAUGGUCCUGUACCACUGAGGAUCUCCUCCAGUUCUUCUCUGGUUUACCCUACUUAUCACUGUCCAGAGUGCCGUGUACGUGACGGUGUGAAGGGAAUCCACCUGACGGUGAACCGGGACGGGAAGCCCAACGGCCAGGCCUUUAUAGAGCUGGAGCACGAAGAUGACGUGGGCAAGGCCCUGGAGAAACACAGGCAGUACCUGGGACCGCGCUAUAUAGAAGGUACUACAGACAGACAGUACCUGGGACCAGGCUAUAUAGAAGGUACUACAGACAGACAGUACCUGGGACCGCGCUAUAUAGAAGUGUUUGAGGUGACCAACAGCGAUGCGGAGACCAUCUUGAAGAAGUCAGUUCAGCUCCCAGCCAGAGACGGAGUGGUGCGGAUCAGAGGUCUCCCCUACAGCUGCACCGAGACUGACGUCAUGCUCUUCUUCUCUGGUCUGGAUGUGGCGGAGGACGGAGUGACUCUAGUAACAGACUACAGAGGAAGGAACUCAGGGGAAGCCUACGUCCAGUUCCUGACCCAGGAGCAGGCUGACGAGGCCCUGACCAGAGACAGACAAGUCAUCGGAAACAGGUACAUCGAGGUGUUCCCCAGUAGAAGGAGUGAGAUCGGAGGUCGGAAGAAGACAGAGUCUGUUGAAGAGGGCAGAAACUCCAUACAGAGUCAACCACACAGACCUGCAGCACAGCCCUCCAGACAUGGGUCUCAUCCGGUAUCUUCUCUGCCCCAACACUUUGUUCACAUGAGAGGACUGCCCUUCCAAGCCACAGGAGAUGACAUCGUUCAGUUCUUCUCUCCUCUAGCGCUGUCGAGGAUACUGGUGGAGUUCGGUCCAGACGGGAGGGCCAGCGGAGAGGCUGAUGUUUACUUCACAUCGCACCAAGACGCCGUCUCGGCUAUGACCCGGGACAAGGCACACAUGCAAGAGAGAUACAUAGAGCUGUUCCUGAAUUCAACAUCAUCUGACAAGAGGGAAUGAAGUUUGCCAGGGAUUGUUACCGGAGGGCUGAGAGAUGAUCUGUAUCAGUGGCAUUGUGGUGAAAAUCCCCAUCGACUGGAAGUGUCACCAUUUUGUAAGGGUGUAGAAAUGACGUUGAAUAUAAUAAUAAACUACGUUCAUCAA
Salmo salar (Atlantic salmon) is the source of this 1852-nucleotide messenger RNA. The record is from RefSeq and is a predicted model, not a curated record. Lineage: Eukaryota; Metazoa; Chordata; Actinopteri; Salmoniformes; Salmonidae.